Messenger RNA from Exophiala mesophila, 4350 nucleotides. RefSeq lists its product as uncharacterized. Bases 429 to 2273 code for a protein of 614 amino acids. The transcript has 2 exons. The record is from RefSeq and is a predicted model, not a curated record. Lineage: Eukaryota; Fungi; Ascomycota; Eurotiomycetes; Chaetothyriales; Herpotrichiellaceae.
CAUCUCCUGUCUACACCUCAUCAUAUUUCACGAGUCAUUCGUUCCUUAACAACAACCUAGUCAAUCGCCAGUAGCCGAUUCGCUCAAUCUCUACCCAUCGUACGCUUGUAUAUACGGCAACAAUCGCAGUGACUUGACCACAGAGACCACUACAAUCGCCUAGUCAUCUUCAAUCCAGCGCUGAAGCCUCCUCGAUUAUGAUGUAUCAUACCUCAAAUGGGUCGCAAUGACUCUUGUUCAGUGCGCUAGCCUUACAUCCGUCUGAUACCCACUCCCUACAACGUGGCUGUCUCGUCCAACUACAGCACGAGCUGGAGAGACGACCCUCUCUGUGUGCGUGCAUGCGCGCUCGUGUUCUGUGGCCGCCACCAACGCCCCGGCCGCAUCGAGGAUGAACCUGUUCCGCCCUCCAAACCCGAGCCUCAGUCAUGUCAAGUUCCUUUCUAUUCGUCAACAAGGAUGCUGGCAGUUCAUCUUUGACCCGAAGCACUGCCGCCGAACAGUCUUCGAUCAAUUCUCACGUUCAACGCGGUCGACGUCAUAUCCGGUCUGGAAAUCACUCUGGUCGUACCACUUCUCGUGCUAGGAGGAAAUCUAUCCGUGACGCCUCGAAUGGGGAGAAGGACGAUAUCAACGUAGAUGUCCCCUCUCAGGGCACCGAUCUCCAGGACACUCUACCAUCGUCUCACCGCAGAACCUCGACUUCGAGCGAGCUUCCCUCCCGCUCUCGGUCACUGACUCAUGGUUCUACCGUCUCGGCAACAAGCCAGUCUAUCACCUUCGAAUCUCGCCCAGAUAUCAUUCCAGAACACUCAACAAGUGGCAAAUCACGUGCGGGCAGACGAGGCUCCAUCAUCUCCCCUGUGUCCUCGAGGGCCCAUAUCCCCAGUCCUCAGGACAUCACCCAAUUCUCUUCAAACUACCUCGACCCCUUUGCACUGUCAGCAACCAAACUUGAUUCUCACGCUGCCAUGCUUUGCAACUACUUUGCCGACAUCUAUCAUCCGAGUGUCUGGAAUGCUGAAAGGUGGGGCUCCCAGGACGGAAGGUACACCCAUAUGCCUUCAGCCAGAGUCAUUGUCCAGCGGGCUAUGCAGAGCGAUAUUGAAAUGAAUGCCAUGUUGGCAUGCAUGGCCUCGAGGCGAGAGAAUGUUGACGGUCUUUCUAAUCAAGGGACCGACAAGUAUAUGGGAAGUGCCCUGAUGGCGGUGCGAAAAAGCUUCGCGACUGCAUCCAAGGACCAGCUGCUAAUUGUCAUCUUCCAUUUGUUUGCCGGCGAGGCAUACCGACAAAACUACCAAGCCGCGGCCAUCCACAUGAAAGCGGCAAAGAACCUCUUUUCCUGGUGGGGUGGCAUCAACAACGUUCCGGAUCCCGCCGUCCGAGAACUCUUCAUCCUCGGUGAUCUCCAUAUGUCGGCCGUUGUCCUCCAACCCUGCCAGUUGCCCUGCGUCUAUGACCCUGGUCCAUAUUGGGCAACCACUCCACCAGAUCUACAGUUGGCUCCAGAACAAGGUCUUGAGCGCGCGGCUAUGGGGUUCCGUGGAGCCUCAAUGGACGACUUCCUCCCUAAACAACUGGACAGUGUAGUUGAUGAGAUAGCAGAGUGUGCCUGGGUGUUGCACAACGGCACUCAAAAACCAUCCGCAACCUCCCAACAUGCUGUCAAAUGGGUGCAAUGGCGCAGUGCAGCCAUUCGAUACCGAUUGCUAGCCCUAGAAUUUUCUGACCCCAGCUUAGAAGCGAUUCGAGUCGCGCUACUUUUGUGGGUUUUGAUCACGACAGUCUUGCUCGGGCUGCGCAUGCUCGGUCCGCGGAUCGCUCCUAAACUCCAAUUACUGCUUUACACAGCAAGCAGUGCACGUCAUCACUGGAGAAAUCAGGUGGAGAUCCAGAUGUGGGUCACCUCAAUGGGGGCCAUGUGCGCAGUACCCGACAGCGAAGUGGAAAGCUGGUGCGUUCGCAAGCUAUUUGACUUGGGCCUCGCAGAGAACAUUCGACUCUUUCGAAAAAUUCACGGGCCCGCAACUACGACGGUGGAUGUGCUGAAGAAUUUCCAAGAAAAGUUCUUCUACUAUGACAAGGUGCAGAGACCACGAUUAGAGCGACUGGCGAAGCUUUUGCUUGUGGAUAGCAACUUGACUGCCCAAGUAACUCCUCCUGAUUCGUCGAGUCGUAGCACUGCCAUACACGCUGAAACGGACUGGAUCAGCCAGAGUCUCGACCGCUCGACAUUCUCAGGCCUACAGCAGAGCGACCUAGCAUGGCUAUGACGUGACGUUGUCUCGGGACUGGAAUCUACGUGAGCGUAACGAGAUAUACCAUGCAACUCGAAGUCGAUGGAGAUAUGUGAUGUAUGGAAUGGGGACAUGUGAAGUCGGCAAGAGUCGUUCUACCACCACUCGUAUACUUGGCACGUGCAUCAGAGUGACAGGCAUCAUGAGUGAGGGUGCGCCAUGGCGCGGGCGGGAUCUGCGACGGAUAAGAUGAGAAGAUGGGCGACAUUAAGAGGUGGACUGUGCAAGAGCAACUAAUGACAACACAGGCAUGACAGGAUAAUGCGACAGGAUAAUGAGGAUGAUUUGAGGUUGCCAUAGGGUAUACCUGUCACGAGCGCCGCCUCCAAUUUACCACUGUCGAUCCGCGAUGCCUCGGAUGUGAUGAUCGAUCGUGUUGGAGCUGUUCAUCAAGAUUGCUGUGCACGGAUGUCACGUGUGAAGCGGAGGAUCGAUGAUCCAUCAUCGCAGCAACCACGGAAUCGGGGAAACCUGGCCGGAGGUGGGUUGCGACGAGUUCCUACUCAACCACUACUAUAUGCCUUGAGGUACGGGGUAAUCAUACUGCGCAUGAUGAAGUACUUUUGUACUUGGUUGUUGAUAUACGUCGAUAGUGGUCUCGACUCGAACGAUGCCCAGGAUUCUAGCGACGCUGGAAGUGGUAGGCUCUCUACGGUACUUACAACGUUGAUUGCACAGCCGGCGCAUCAUGGUCACUACAGUCGGACGUACCAUUGCUGCAUCACUCGCCUUGGAUGCUUCCUCGUUGCGAACCUUGGCAUCUGGGAUUCUUCUUGUUGUUCUUCUCGGCCUCCAGCUUAUCAAGUUCCCUGGUCCAACACUGGCGGUCUGCAACUGGAUUGAGAAUUUAAUAAGGUGCAGAAAAUGCCUCACGACUCCAUCGCGGUACCUCGCUUACAUGGCAUAUCUGACCGGCAAGAGUGACAGAUGUUGAUAGGGUCUGUUUGAUGAAAAGUAUCAAGGCCAUACUGAGGUUUGCGCACAGCAUUUUCUAGAAUUGGUCGUGAUGGUGGAGAUGGUAUCUCAACCGAGAUGCAUUGUCGAUUCUACGGUCUACCGUCUACGCUGCUGCCGAGUCCUCGAUCAGUCUUGUGCAUAGUUCCAUUGGCAAGGAUGGAGGACGAACAGCGAGGGUGCAGGGUUGGUAAGACGUUGCAAGAGCAGCUUUCCACGUGGCGCCCAUGCACACCGAGGCAAAGAGCAAGCGGAUACAAUAAAGGCGGGUCUAGCGUUCCAUCCUGGCCAUGCACGCGACUCUGGGCACGGCACUUACCACCAACCGACAGUACUCAUACUCGUGGGAAAGAGUCCCAGUCUGACUGUGUUUCCACAACCUGGAUACGCAGGUACUCUUACUACGGUUGCUGUCAUCCUGCGUCCGAACUAUAUCGUCUCUCCCGAUAGUCGGCCGCCAAUGGCAGACCUUGGUCAAUUACACCGAAAGUAGUAGGCUCUUGGGCAUGGUCGGGAUGGGAUGAUCGAUAGUUUGAUGCGCCGUCGGGGAAUAUUCCCAAUAGGCGCAUUAUCUUUCAGAGGCCGCAAUCGGUAGACGAGAGUUUUGCCAGGAUUGUCCCAAUUGUCCAUUCAAGCUUGCGAACCCAGCCGACGGAUGGCGUUGGGAAUUCGUGACGGGUCAUGAGAAGAAGAAAAACUCUCUUUGCGCUCGAGAGCUGACUGGCUGAGGUGAUGCGCCAACGACGGGACUUGGGCGCAUUUCUAAUCGAUAGACAGCUGCAAGGGUCAUAUCAAGAUUCCGGGUGCCAUGAUGGAGAAUACGCCAGUACCUAUCCACUGGACAACGGACAACCAGUAGGAGAGGCUGGGUUCCUGACAGAAGUCGACUUGGCGCACAUGCAGAGAGGGAGUGGAAGCACGCAAGAAAUGCCCACUGACGCCGUGCCGAAGAGCCAAAUGGUUGUGGCACUGUGGAUAUCCAAAGACAGGUAGUAAACCCAUUCGCCGAGAAGCGAAAAAAGCAUGGCAAGGUCCAUAAUGGCAAUUGUGCAAUGUGCGGUUGUGCCCAAUCCAAUGGUAACAACAAAACGGAUCAAAG